Messenger RNA from Microthlaspi erraticum, 963 nucleotides. The record is from the annotation of a GenBank genome assembly. Lineage: Eukaryota; Viridiplantae; Streptophyta; Magnoliopsida; Brassicales; Brassicaceae.
AUGGCUUGCGAAAACAACCUGGUUGUGAAACAAAUCAUCGACUUGUACAGCCAAAUCUCAAACCUCGAGAGCUUAAAACCAUCAAAGAAUGUCGACACUUUGUUCGGACAACUCGUGUCCACGUGCUUACCAACGGACACAAACAUCGAUGUCACAAAAAUACACGAUGAAAAAGUCAAAGACAUGAGAUCUCAUCUCAUCAAGCUUUGCGGUGUAGCCGAAGGUUGUCUAGAGGAACACUUCUCCACAAUCAUAGGCUCUUUUGAAGACAACCCACUUAACCAUCUACACAUCUUUCCUUAUUACAACAACUACCUAAAACUAAGCAAACUCGAAUUCGAUCUCCUGGCUCAACACAUAACCCAUGUCCCUACUAAAAUUGCCUUUAUCGGUUCGGGUCCGAUGCCACUUUCAUCCAUCGUCUUGGCCAAAUUUCACCUUCCCAACACAACGAUCCACAACUUCGACAUCGACUCACACGCUAACACUCUCGCUGCAGACCUCGUUUCUCGCGAUCCGGACCUCUCCAAACGCAUGAUUUUCCACACGACCGAUGUGCUAAACGCUAAGGAAGGGUUAGAUGAAUACGAUGUCGUUUUCUUGGCAGCUCUUGUUGGGAUGGAUAAAGAGUCAAAAGUCAAAGCUAUUGAGCAUCUGGAGAAGCAUAUGGCUCCUGGAGCUGUGCUGAUGCUAAGGAGUGCUCAUGGUCUUAGGGCUUUCUUGUAUCCAAUCGUUGACUCUUGUGAUCUUAAAGGGUUUGAAGUGUUGACCAUUUAUCAUCCGUCCGAUGAUGUGGUCAACUCGGUAGUGAUCGCACGUAAGCUUGGUGGUUCGAGUGAAGCUCGUAGCAGCCAGAUCGGACGGUGUGUGGUUAUGCCUUGUAAUUUCUCCAAGGUCCACGCGAUUAUGAACAGUCGUGGUAUGAAGAAGAAUAUGAUCGAGGAGUUCAGUGCCAUUGAGUAA